Paramecium sonneborni is the source of this 747-nucleotide messenger RNA. The record is from the annotation of a GenBank genome assembly. NCBI's taxonomy places the organism in Eukaryota, Ciliophora, Oligohymenophorea, Peniculida, Parameciidae.
AUGAUUAAAUUAUUCUCAACAGCAUUAAGACCAGUUAUUACACAAUAAUGUUAUUUAAAAAGAUAGUUUAUCUAUAAUUUUGCUAAAAUUAGUAAGAAAGAUUAGGAAAGAAUGGAUAAGAAAUAAGAGAAGUAAAAUCUUGGACUUUCUAAAACAAUUGAUUUUUCAGUAUAUCAAACAAAGUUUGAUUAAUAUGCUCAAAAGUUUUAAGAAUCAUUAAAGAAAUUAUAAGUUGGUAAAUUAUCACCUGAAAUGUUGGACAGAGUUUCAAUUUAAGCAUAUGGUGAAAAAUUGGCUUUGUCUUCUUUAGCUUAAGCAUCAUAGAAAUCCUAAGGAGUAUUGAUUUUAAAUGUAUUUGAUGAGUCAACAAUUAUGGAUGUUAUGAAAGUAUAGUUAAUUUGAGUUAUAAGGCUUUAGAAAAUUCAGACCUUAAUUUAUAAGUUAAGAAGUAGGACAAAUAAAUUGUAUGUCAAUUAGCUUAAGGUAAUACUAAGGAGAGUAGAAUCAUUGCAGUAAAUAAUUUAAAGAAAUUAAUGGAGGAUGCUAAACAAAAUCUAAGAUAAAUUAGACAUGAAUGCAUAGAUGAUGUAAACGAUUAUUUAACUUAAGUUAAAACCUUAUAAAAAAAUAACAUCUGAAGAUACAAUGAGAUAAGCAGAAAAAUAAAUACAAGACUUAUUUGAAAAAUAAACUCAAUCUUUGGAUUCUAUAUAUAAAUCAAAAGAGAAAGAGUUAUUGAAUAAUUGA